Messenger RNA from Verruconis gallopava, 1327 nucleotides. Its product is annotated as tryptophan-tRNA ligase. The transcript has 3 exons. Gene Ontology annotation, cellular component: mitochondrion; mitochondrial matrix. The record is from RefSeq and is a predicted model, not a curated record. Gene Ontology annotation, molecular function: tryptophan-tRNA ligase activity; ATP binding. Lineage: Eukaryota; Fungi; Ascomycota; Dothideomycetes; Venturiales; Sympoventuriaceae. Bases 50 to 1231 code for a protein of 393 amino acids. Gene Ontology annotation, biological process: mitochondrial tryptophanyl-tRNA aminoacylation.
GUUAAAAGAACUUCCCCAAAUCGCGUACAUUCAUUUGUGAAUUUACUCAAUGCUUCUCCAUUCAUCGUCGAGACGGUCGUUAGCAUCGUCGUUUCGGCUAGUCGCUCCUUUUACAUCGUCUUCGUCUUCAACAGCGUUAUUUUCUUUGGUCACCAGCCAGAGGCGAGCAUACUCGGAAGAUACACAUCAGGUGACGGCAACAUCGGCAAAACCAAAGAGGGUAAUCUUUUCUGGUAUUCAGCCUACCGGUAUACCCCAUCUAGGGAAUUAUUUCGGGGCACUCCAGAGAUGGGUGCAGCAACAGAAUGAGGCCGACGCGGAUACCGCAAACAUUUAUUCGUUAGUCGAUCUGCACGCGAUCACAGUGAAGCAGAAUCCAAAGCAAUUGAGACAAUGGAGGAAGGAGUCUCUUGCAGUUCUUUUAGCCGUCGGUUUGGAUCCAAAAAAAUCGACCAUCUUCUUUCAAUCACAUGUGCCUGCACAUUCAGAACUCAUGUGGAUAUUGAGUUGCACGGCAUCAGUUGGUUAUCUCUCGCGUAUGACGCAGUGGAAGAGCAAACUGGCGCUGGAAGACAACGCAAAACCGUUCGACACGCCGCUGCAGCUGGGAUUGUUUUCAUACCCUGUGCUCCAGGCUGCGGAUAUCCUCGUACACCGCGCGACCCACGUACCGGUCGGAGAGGAUCAAUGUCAGCAUCUGGAGUUUGCGCGAGAGUGUGCGGCAGCGUUCAAUCGGGCAUACGGGAAAGUGUUCGUCGAGCCGGCAACGGUGCUUUCCCCAGCGAAGCGCAUCAUGUCUCUCACAAAUCCAACAAAGAAGAUGUCGAAAUCAGACCUCAACGAAAAAUCGCGAAUCUUGAUCACGGAUGACUCUGCCAUAAUCAAGAGCAAGGUCAACAAAGCCAUCACUGAUUCCGAAGACGCGAUCACAUUCGACCCGGCCACGCGUCCGGGUCUCUCCAACCUUUUACAGCUGCUUUUUUAUGCUGAGGGACGCGUGAACGGGGGUCCUGACGAGCUUGCAAAAGAGCUGCAAGGCGCAUCAAAAAGGGCCAUCAAAGAACGAACGAGCAAAGCAAUUGAUGGACUGCUGCGGCCUGUGAGGGAGCGUUACGAGGAGAUCAUCCAGAACGACAAGUAUCUGGAGGAAGUUGCCGAGGUGGGAGCUGAGAAAGCGAGGAAGAGCGCAGCCGAAACGAUGAAGCUGGUCAAGGAGGCUGUUGGAUUCUAAGCGCAAAAGAGCAUUUGAUACCCGUGUAUAUUAUGUGUUGUUACAAUGUACAGCUCUCGGCUCACUCCGAAUUCAGCCCAUUCCAGACGCCACGCG